UGUAGAGUACAUUUCCAAAGAGGGGACACAAAAUUGCCACGCCUUAGCCUUACAAUAUUUCCAACGUCGGUUGUUAAGACUUUAUUACUCCUUAUUGUUCUCAAGUUCUCCUUCUUUAUGUUCCUUCCUUCAUUCUUUCAUUCAUUCAUAUUUGGCGCUUACACUUUUACCGACCCAUCUAACUACCCUUUCCAGUUUCCAUCUUACACCACUCAAAAUCCACUCUUUCUCCAUCGUCAAUGGCGGAAUCACCUACUGUGGAGAUCAAUGGCCUUGAAUUCACCUACCCAGGAAUCGACGGCUACCCACCACCGGGUUCAACCCCUCUAAUCCAAGACUUCUCUCUUACUCUCUUUUCCGGUAAUCGUUGUCUUCUUAUAGGCGCCAAUGGUGCAGGUAAAACAACAAUAUUGAAGAUAUUGGGAGGAAAGCACAUGGUUGAGCCUCAUAUGGUUCGGGUUCUUGGGCGAUCUGCUUUUCAUGAUACUAAUUUAACUUCUUCUGGUGAUUUGUGUUAUCUUGGAGGAGAGUGGAAGCGAGAUGUGGCUUUUGCUGGAUUCGAGGUUUCCAUACAGAUGGAUGUUUCUGCGGAAAAAAUGAUAUUUGGAGUAGGUGGUGUAGAUCCGGGAAGAAGGGCUGAGAUAAUAAAGGUGCUGGACAUUGAUCUAUCUUGGAGGAUGCACAGCGUAUCUGAUGGUCAGAGAAGACGAGUGCAAAUCUGUAUGGGUCUCCUCAAGCCAUUCAAGGUUCUUCUUCUUGAUGAGAUCACUGUUGACCUCGAUGUGCUGGCAAGAGCUGACCUUUUAAGAUUUCUCAAGAAAGAAUGUGAAGAGAGAGGUGCUGUGAUCAUCUAUGCAACACACAUAUUUGAUGGACUCGAAAAUUGGCCUACACACCUUGUGUAUGUGGCUCGUGGCAGAUUACAAUUAUCAAUGCCCAUGGAGAAUUUCAAGGAGAAGUCCAACCUGUCACUAAUGAGAACAGUGGAGAGUUGGUUGAGGAAAGAACGAGACGAAGAGAGAAAAAGAAGGAAGGAAAGAAAAGCAAAAGGCCUCCCAGAAUUUGAGAAGCAAGUUGAUGGAAGCCGAGUAAUUGGUGAUCCUGCCCGUGCUGCUGUUCGCCUUAUGAACAACGGAUGGGCUGCCGGUAGGCUACAUUCUACUCUUGCUGGUGAACAGAACUUCACAUUCAGCUCAAACAGAGUCCUAAGACAAUAGUUUUUCUCAAUUCAAGACAUGAAACUUACUGGGUUUGAAGAUCAUUUAAAAAAUUACUGGAAUUUAGGAUAUAGUAUGCUCUUGACUAUAUGAUUAAGCCAUUUAUAGUAAAGCUCAUUUCCAUCUUCAAAUGGAAUAUAUACAUAUAUAUAGCAUUCAAAAGGCAGGUUUCUGUUGUAUGAUUGAAUUACAUAUUAUUGGGGAAAUUUUAUUGAUAAAUGCAAAUCAUCUCAUUAAAAUUUAUGCGCUGCCACCAGACCCUAUGUGGCUCUUUCCGACCUCAUCCAGCAGCUUGAUUUACGCAGUUUAUUCGGAGUUGUGAAAAAGGCUUUUAAGCUGCAUACUUUAGUCUUCUAGCCUCUAGUGGAGAAGAAAGCUUCAGUGCAUACUUAUGUGGUCAAGUAAGUUGGAUCACAAGAGUGUAGUGCACUACUUCUGAAUUCACUGUAUUUUGGUAGAAAAGGCAUCAAUACGAAGAAGAAUGAAGUUAGAGUUGAUGAACGGGAAAGGGACAUAACUCAUAAUACAUCGACUCUUGUGAUCUUCUAAAUUGAUAGCUCAAGUAUUUUCGAAGAAAUCCCUCACAAGACGUUGUAUACUCAAUUUUUUUGAUAUGGGUAUUGAGCACUGAGCAGUGAUAGUCUUUAUGAACUACCAAGUAUUUGGUCACUAAGAAAACUAAACAAAUUAGAAGCAUUUCAGACUUUUUGGUGUACACUAAGGGUGUUUGGUAUGAACUUUUUAAUGUCAAGUAAGGAAUCAUUCAAUUAACAUUAAUCUACAUUUUUUGAUUGUAUAAUAUUAGGUUAACUUAAUCCAUUUUUUGAGGGUAAUGAAUACCCUUAUUUUGUUAUCACUCAUAUAUAUCAAGUAACAAAUUCCCUAUUUUAAGGUACUAUUGUCUUAAGUGUUUCCCUUAUAUUGUUAUACCAAGCA
This is a messenger RNA of Amaranthus tricolor (Joseph's coat), 2153 nucleotides long. Its product is annotated as ABC transporter I family member 20. The transcript is spliced from 8 exons. The record is from RefSeq and is a predicted model, not a curated record. NCBI's taxonomy places the organism in Eukaryota, Viridiplantae, Streptophyta, Magnoliopsida, Caryophyllales, Amaranthaceae. Gene Ontology annotation, molecular function: ATP binding; ATP hydrolysis activity. The coding region runs from base 240 to 1217 and encodes 325 amino acids.